This is a messenger RNA of Vespa mandarinia (Asian giant hornet), 786 nucleotides long. RefSeq names its product odorant receptor 13a-like. Gene Ontology annotation, biological process: detection of chemical stimulus involved in sensory perception of smell; sensory perception of smell. The record is from RefSeq and is a predicted model, not a curated record. Lineage: Eukaryota; Metazoa; Arthropoda; Insecta; Hymenoptera; Vespidae. Gene Ontology annotation, molecular function: olfactory receptor activity; odorant binding. Gene Ontology annotation, cellular component: plasma membrane.
AUGAUAACACCGAUCAUUGAAAACAUUGGUAAAAAUGAAACCGACAGGAUAUUACCAUUUACAAUGUGGAUUGAUUUUCCUUUUUCAACGUCGCCAUAUUUCGAGAUAAUGUUCGUAAUACAGAUUUUAUCACUUUAUGGGGUUGGCAUUUGUUAUUUUUGUUUCGAUUGUUUAUUAUGCAUCAUGAACAUACAUACGGCAGGACAGUUUCGUAUUUUGCAAUAUCGUCUUAUUAAAAUUUAUCAAGAAAACGAUAACCGUAAUUAUAAUCAUAUUAAUCAUUUACAAGAUGUUUACAAUAGAUUUAAGGGACUUGUGAUACAGCAUCAAAUGCUCAUCAAAUAUUCCAAGGAUUUAAAUCACGUGUUUACUUUUAUUACGCUCGGCCAGGUAUUAAUAUUCAGUAUAUUGAUAUGCCUAGUGGGCUAUGAAAUAUUUAUAGCAGAGGCAGCUCCUAUCCGACGUGCCGUUUUUAUAUUUUAUAUAAUAGGUACAAUGACCCAACUAAUGAUGUUUACAUACAGCUGUAAUAUAUUAACAGAAGAGAGCAUGAAUAUAGCUGUGGCAGCAUACUCGUCAUCAUGGACAUCUAUGCCUAUAAAUAAAAUUGGUAAAUUGUUAAGGAAAGGUUUAUUCAUUAUUAUUAUAAGAGCUCAAAAACCUUGCGUCCUAUCAGCCGGUGGAUUUUUCUCCGUAUCUUUGGAAACUUAUACAGCAGUAAUAAGUACCGCAAUGUCCUAUUUCACAUUACUCAGACAACGGAGUUUGGAAGUAAUUGGUGUCUAA